GGAAAUGAGGCCUUCAAGAAAGGAUAUUUCAUCAAUGCUAUUCAUUUUUACACCAAAGGAAUUAAAAUGAACUGCACUGAGAAAGAACUGAAGGCCAAACUGUACAACAACAGGGCUAUUUCACAUUUUAAACUUGGUAAGAUGAUAAGAGCUUUAAUAUGCAUUUUUUUCCCUUUUGAAGCUAUUGGGCUGUUAAUAGUAGUUUUCUGAAAAAGGUGAUAAUUUUGAAUGUAGACCUUGUCUUGGCCUCUUAAACAUACAAAGAAGUAACCUCUUACCCCAGAUGUCAAUGAGCAUCACAAGUUUUCCCUAAAAUUGUUGUAAUGGUGGUUGGUUAAAAUGCUACGUGUAUGGCUGAUCAGAGAUAUUUAUUUCAAUAACAGGAAAUCACCAGUAUAUUCACUAGGGGAUGCAGAAGCAGCCAUUGAGUUAACUCCAACUUUCCUUGAGGCAAUUAUGAGAGGUUAGAUAUGAUAGCUGUGCUAUAAUAAUAAUAAUAAUAAUAAUAAUAAUAAUAAUAAUAAUAAUAAUAAUAAUAAUAAUAAUAAUAAUAAUAAAAGAACUCAACACUCUAAGGUCAAAUGAAUUUCAAUAGUCUCAAUUGACUUUAAUUAAGAAGUUGAGUCCAACUUGAUGUACAUUUGAAUCCAGCUCUUAACUGCUACACCAUUACUUUCCAUUAAUUAUGAUGAGAAUAUUAUUUUGAGCUGGAUGAAUUAAGAGCUCAAAGCGGAAUGCAAAGCAAAAUUUCAGCAUGAGUAUUUUAGUUCCCUAAGCUCGAUGAGCAAGGUCAAGUGGUGUCAGAUAUGUUUAGUCACUAUCUAGCUGUUUUAAAAAAGAAGUAAGGAUCAGGAUUUACCUUCACUCAAACCUGUACUUCCCUCAUUCGUCAUGUAUAUCAGGAAGCCACUGGGCUUAUGGAGUUGAGCCACCUUACUUACAACAGUAUUUAAAAAAUAAUAAGUGCUGUGAAUGUGCAGCUUUGCUAAUACAGUGUUUAUUAUGAAACAGCUCUGUGAUCACUGCGCAAGGAUCAACGGUGGUAAAUCUUGUCUUUAUCUUGGAGACAAACAAAAUAAAACACAUUGGAUAUUGGAGGCUAUAAUGACGCAGAAAAGCCUUAUUUUGCAGAUCUUCUUCUUAAACUUCGUCCACCAUUUUGGAUUUCCCUGGUGCACAUUAGAUUUGAAAACACUGCUGGUUUUAUUUGACAGCGACUGCAGAAGGUGUUUCACGUGUUCUUGUGUGUACAUACAGGGAAUAACACAGGGAAAUACUUGGGGUCAGUGGGAACUAAUUCCACCAAUAGUUUUAUACCAGAAGCAUGGUUCAUGGUUGCCACAAGUUCUGGGAAAAGUCAGGGAUAUAAAGAUUUCCUCAAUGUCAGAGAAUAUACAUCUUUGAAAGAAGUCUGGCAAAAUUUGAAGUAAUUAUCUUGCAUUUUAAUUGGACCCUUUAUGAUUAUGUUAUGUUUACAAAAAUUGAGAGAUAGUAUAUGCCCUACUUCCCAUGAAAGUUCUUAUCCGUAACUCUGGCUGUAAGCAUGUUUAACAGUCUGCUUUGGUGAUAAUCACCUCUUUUUUUACAAAUAAUAAGUAAAUAUAUAUAUUUCAGUUUACAAAAAUGAAAAAAAAAUAUGCCCAGCUUGUUAUAAUGAUUAGCUAUGUAACAGUCUGCAUGAUUCACAGUCAUUGGUUGCUGUCAUAUUCAUUACUAAAUAAAAUGAUGAAUACAGAGAGAGCUGUUGUUAUGCUUCUCUUCUUGAGGAGAUCCUCAAGGAUCUCUGCAAAAAAAAGCAUGCAAUGUUCUUUGCAGCCAGUUUUUGAUGUAACACUAGGAGACGCAAUUGAUCUUGAUGGCAGUAACAUUAUGCACUCCUCCAUGUUAAAAGGACUAAAACUUAGUCAUGACUUAUUCUCUUGAAGAUACUAUUGAAUUAGAAAAUCCUUAAAAAAGCCCCUACAAUUUGAAAAUCCUCAAAGAUCCCCUACCAUGCAUCUUCAGUGCUCUUGCUUUCAGUGCUUCCUAAUGAUCACAACAGAGACAUUAAGCUGGAAGAAAUUGGGUAAAACUGACAUGAUCUUGUUACAGUAGGCCAAACAAGGACACUGAGAAACCUCUAAUCUCUAGAGUACUUCAUAUGUCAAUCACUGUGCAACAGCUUGACAACUGAUCUGCCAUGGGCGGCAUGCAACAUUGGUAUGCAGAAUGAAAAGACCAUAAGAAAGCCCCCCAUCCCUGACAUGGUGUAUUGAAGCAUAGAAAAAUCUGACAGAACUUGAAUCUCUGUUUACAAAAUAUAAACAAAAAAAAGACAAUAUGAAACAAUUUCCCCUCUAACCCCAACAUGGUAUCUGUAGAAACUAGCAUGCUUUAGGUAUUCCAGACACAAUUCUAUGUAUAAUACAGAAUUGUGUCCAGAAUACCUAAAACAAAACAAAAAGGAAAUCAACUGAAAAACACUCAUAAUUUAACACAUUAAAUGCUAAUAAUAUAACAAUAAGCUUUUCAAGGAGUUUUGAAUCUAAAAUUGUUUUCACUUCUUCUUCACUUUAACUUUCAAUUACACUUGUCAUAAUUUGUACCCACUAAUUAAAUGUCAUAGAAUGUAAUGCAAUCCAGUACAUCACAACAUCAAAGUUAUUACCUUCAUUGCUAAUUGCCAUUCCAAUAUUUGAAAAUGCUAAACAAAUGCAUUCAUAUUCUUUUCUAGCAUAUACUUCAUACAGCUUUUAAUGAAGUACUUACUGUGGAACAAAACAAGUUCACCAACAUCAUUUACCGUGGAAAUCUUUCACUUCACAUUGUUCCUAGAAAAAGAUGAACACUGUCAGCAAAUGACAUGCAUUAUGGUAAAACUUAAUAACUUCCCAUUUUUGACAGAUGUUUUUCAAUGAAAAUUUCUUUUUAAUUGAUCUUGCUGUUACUUGAAAACACAAACUUCAAUUGUCUAAUACCAAAAAUAUUUUUCCCAUUCAUAAAAUCUUAGCAUACACUCUAUGGAAAUUUGAGCCUGUCAGCCAUUCACAUGCAUAACAUGAAUUUAUUACAACGUGUUCAAUCUCAUUUAACCCUUCUAUAGGCAGUUCACAGUCAUGCUUUAUCUUUCAGUUCUAAUAGACUCCUUCUUUUGCUCUUACAAAGGACUACAACACUUGAAACAUCAGCUUUAGAAAUUCUUUACAGAGAACUAUUUACAUUAUCAACUCAGUUAAUGAAGCCAGAUAAUCUCUUUCUAACAGUCUCUGCUUUUUUUCUGAUUGCAUUUUUUAAUGUCAAUGGCUUUAGUUUUAUAAACUCAAACCAAGUGCGGUAAAAUCACUUUUAUUAAAUUCACUUGGUUUUAAUUUCACAAGAAUAUAAAAAAUCAAUCAGUAACAUAUUUUUCAGCUAUAAAAUAAAGUAUUUGUAUCUUAUACUCACAGGAUGAAUGGUUUGGCAAGCUUGAAAACAGCUUUGAGGGUGAAUUUGGCCUAUAAAUGAUGCAAAAGUUCAAUCCUUCAAAGAACCUGCAGAAAAAAAAACAAUGAAUGAGAAAUUACAGUUUAAUUUAUAUCAUUUAUUCACUAAAAUCUGUCAGAUACAACCAUAUUCUGUACUCUAUCAGCAAAAUAAUUGUAAUACAUCCACUGAUGUGCAACGUUAUCAGCAUCAUAAGAUGCUUUUUACCAGUACCAGUAUAAUUCACCAAAUUUAUCAUCUGACUUCUGACUUUGUUGAUUAAUGGUUGCUAUUGAAGUAGGUAUAUGUUUCCAACAGUACAAACUUCUCUUACCUAUUCUUUAAUAGUUUGUAGAAUUUUUUUACCAAUUGAAUCAAACAAAGGUUUGCACCAUCAUCCUCUCCAUGGAUAACAACUGUGAAUUUGUCAGUGACAAGAGUUUUCUUGAUGUACUCUUCUACAUUUCUGAAUUCAGAGAUCAAACAAAGAUGAUUAACCUACAUUAUACAUGUAGUUAUAAUGAAUAAAGCUUUGCACCAUCUUCCUUUACAUGAAUAACAACUGUGAAGUUGUCUGUGACAAGAUUUUUCUUGAUGUACUGAGUACAUCAGGAAAAAUCUUGUCACUGACUUCUACAUUUCUGAAUUCAGAGAUCAAACAAAGAUGAUUAACCCACAUGUAGUUAAUGAUUGGUAAUACAAGAUGUAGAAUCUUGGAUUACAGGAAACAAAAAAUUUACCUCAAUUUCAAUGCAUUUUGCACAACAAGGAAUAACUGAAUUGUAUAUAACCAUCAUGUGAGUAUCUACACUGCACUUUCGACUGGAUCCCAAAUAUCCUGAGCAGAGUGUGCAUCUAAUUACCACCUUAAAAAAAUUUUCUUUUGGAUAACAUAGUCAUUAACAUAGUUUAGUCAUUAACAUAGAAUUAAAGAAAUACUCUCACUUGGGAGCAGAGAUUGUCAGUAAGCAUCUUUGAUUUUGACCUUCGGAACAGUUUUGAUACCAAAGGUACCUUCCCAUGCAGCGUUCAAAAGGAAAACAUCAUUGCCUGAUUCAUCACAGUGAUCUGAAUAAAGAAAUAUUUAAAACUCCUUUCAGAAAAGAUUAUCAUACCACUUUUAAGACUUAUUUUCUUAAACUACAUGCACCAAACACUCAAGCCCUUGGGAUUUCAAUCACUCACCACUUUUUGUGAAGAAAGAGCUGACAUCAUAUUCAUCACAAGUAAGAUGAGAUUGCUCCAAAGCAAUGCGAUGUACUUCAACCUGUGAGUCUGCAUGGUUUGAAAAAUUUUGGUUAAAUAGUGACAUUUCCUUUUAAUUCAAUUGUAGUUAAUUAAUCAGAGGAAAUCCUUAAAUUAAUUAUACAUUAAUUAUCUCAAUUAACCCAGACAAUCACACAACUUUUCACACACCUUGCAGUUGAAAUCUCAUGCAAUACAAAAUGGUUAACAUAAAAAAAACCUUUCACCUUUAGGUAUUUUAUCUAUCAUUCAUAGGAAAAUACUCAUCAGAUACAAGAGCUUACUGUCAGUAAAACCCUGAGCAUGAUACAAUGUUAUUGCGGCCUUAAAUUUUUCACCACAAAGAUACUUACAUUACAAUUUACCUUUCUCAAUGUCCCCUGUUGUUGGCCUAACCGCUGAAGACUUUCGUGGCCAUUUGAACAAUCAGGAUUUCUAAUCAAGAAUAACAUCAUUCAAUCAUUAAUCAAUGAUCAGCCCAUGUUGAUUGAACUUAUUAACCACUGUCUUGAUUUUUAAACAGGUUAACUGUCUACAUUAUUUAUUCUAUAGUAAACAUUUUCCUUCUCAUAGGGUGACUGUUAAUGAGCCCACUGAUAAUUUAGGUUAUCCCAAGGAAAAUCAACAGCCACCAUUUGCCAAAGGACACUCUUACAUCAUCAUUUGGCAAAUGAAGGUGAAAAUAAAAUCAAUAAAAUUUAAUUAAUGAAUAUAUCAACAUUAAAUAAAUCAAAGGUUCUUUUAUACCAAAUACCAGGCUCAGGUGAUCAACAGGGGGGUCAGAGCUUUCCUGAACAGGCACUAUGAAGAGGUCAAAUGGUUAACAAUUUGAAUGUUUAUUUUUAUGUUUAGUAGAUAUGUAAACAUUCACAGAAAAUUCCUUGAUUACUCCCCAUGAUAAAACAUCAACUAUAUUUCACUCAUGGCGAGGUUUAUACUGAGUCUACAAAUGCAUAAUAAUUGCAAAUGACUCCUUCUUCAGCUUAACCCUAUUUAACAUGUUACUUCUUCCUGUAAUAUUCACACAUUAUCCAGCAAACAGGUAGUGAGAAUUCUCAAACUUAUCUGGUAGAACUUUUUACCUUGAUCUAAUCAAAUACUCAUAACUAAUUUACAAGGAAAUGUGUAGCAGCUAGUGGGGAGAAUUAACAUUCAGAUAUUUAAGUUAAAGGGUUAAAACACUGGCAAAUUUUACAAAAGUUAACUAUCCUAAGUAAUAACAGAUUGAGAGAAUGUUCCAACUGGAAUAUACAAAAGGUUAACCGCAGCCCUUGGCUGAACUACUUGCAAUAGAACAUACUCAUUUAAAACAGCAGUAAUUACCUUCUUGACUGGGGGCAUCGAUUGCUGGGGAGGCCUCAUAUUUCUGAGCUGGAAUUGGAGUUCCUCCUCCAGGCUCAAAGACUGCAGUAAGACAAAAAGUUAACUAUCCUAAGUAAGUACAGAUUGGGAUAAUAGUCCACCUGGGUUACAAAAGGCUAACGGCAGCCAUGACUGAACUUAUUGCACUAGAGCAUACUCAUGAAACAGCAGUAAUUACCUUCUUGACUGGGGGCAUGGACUGGAGUUCCUCCCUCAGGCUCACAGACUGCAGUAAGACUAACUCACUUGGUGUCACUUCAAUAUAGGAUGAUGUCAAGUUUCCACACACAUUUCAAGAUGAUGCACUACUAUUACCAAAAUCUCUCUCUGACUGUUUAGUGCUACUUGAUACCCUUACAACAACAUCCCCCAAGCUUGAUGCAGCUGCUUCUAUUAUUCUCUCAAUGUAAAGGUCAAGCUGCUGUUCCUUGAUUUUCAUUGGCUCCCUAGAACUGGGAGUAGCAUUCUGUAAGUAAUAAAUCAUUAUAAUUAUUUCUUAGCUGAAAAACUGUGAAAGAGAAAAGUAUUAAUAAACUUCCUAGUUGCUGUUAUAAUAUUAAUGACAAUGAUUAAUUAAAAAAAGGCAUUUGCAUGUUAUGAUUGAUUCUUUUGAUACAAAUUGUUCCUGAAGCACAGCAUGCACUACACUUAUUUGAAACCCCAUUUGAAGCCAGCUAGUGCAAACAUUAAAUUCUAUAUUUUAACUCAAGAACCUGGUACUUAAUAGGCUCCUAGCUUUAAGGCAGCUAAUGCGUCAAGUUUAAAAUGAAAAAAAAUAAAAUGUUUUUUACAUAUUAAAAAGGAGAAAAGUCACUUUAGAAAAGUAAAGUAGAAACUAUUACCCUGGUCUUGAUUCCUUUAGAGGUUCAAGUAGUUCAUGUAUGAUAUACACACUAAAUCUUAAUUCUUUAGAGUUCUGUCACAAUAUACAGACUGGUAAACCAAAAGCUGGUAAAUCCUUGUAGGUUUAUGCAUAGUGGACUCAAAGAGAUUUGAUAAACAGGGUUUGAAAAUAAGGAGAACCUUGUGCACUUUAGACAAAGUUAGUUUCCAAUUGGGAAAUGUUGAAAAUAAGCUAAAACGUGCGCCAUUGCAAUGUGUAAAAUAAUCCAACUGCGCUCUUUCUUGAAAAGGUAGAUUAUCGCAUUUCUACGAUAAAGAGACCCUCACCACAUAAAUUGAGUGUCCAGCAAUGCGACAAAGAAACGGCCGCCAUACUAAAGUGAACGUUUGAAGAAAAUGAACGAGCAGCUGAAGAUUUCUUUCCUCUCUAUCGAUCACUUAGAGUUCUCCUUCACGUUUUUGGACAGAGAUACUCUGUCCAAUACUCUCUAAUACUCUCCUUUCAUAACGUCUGCCAGACGAUCGAUUGGGAUUCGUUAGAAUAGUUCGCCAUGUUUUAGCCUUAAAUUUACUCCCUGCCCCUCCCCUGUAAAGACAGUGUUUUGACUCGUAACCAGGAUCCACGCUGUGCCCUGACACUUUUCUUGAGAAGAUUCCUUUUAAGCCAAGGGUGGCGAUCAUCCCCAAAAAUUGAAAAAGUUAUUUCAAACAAAAAGAAUAACGAAUGAGAUUAGCAAUUCAGUAUAAACGGAACCUCGCUAGUAAAUAAGUCUCCAGCCUGUAAGCGCGCGCAAAAAUACCGCACUAUUGCACGAAUAGGAAAAAGCCUUCUUGUUUAGAUAUUCCAUCUUGCAAUGUUUUCCAUAGUGCUAUGUUGUCUUGAAAAUAUUUCGUUUUGUGCCUAUCCCUUGUCCGCACACCUACCUAGUAUCCUUUCCACCUGCUACAGUCUGAGAUUCUUGAUAACUUUGCUCCUGAAUGAAGCGCGCAAAAUUUUAUUCUCAUUUCACGCGUGAAAAGAUCCACUUGCCGCAACAAAAUCUUUCCGAAUUCUCAUUGUUCUUCAUUCUGCGCAUCUUGAUUUGGCAGACUUUUUAUGUUUAUUAGUUAGCGGUAGCUGUCAAUAAUUAAGAAUAGGAUUUCCUUGCGCUUGCUUUGGUACCCGCCCUUUGGAGUUUUUUUUUUGUUCCCAGCUCCGUUUUUUUUUUUUUCCAUGCUCCGCGUUCAUUUCAAACGUGUUACUUUUCACUUGAGUUUUGGGGAUAUGAGUCCAAUCGAAAAACAGUAGUGAAAACACUUGCGUGAUGCAUAGAAUUUGUUCAAGGAGAAGCUAAGUGAUCGCAAAAGUAACAUUACAAACACCGCGCAAAAUGUUGAUUUUAUCUAUUAUAUAUUAUUAUAUAUUAUUUCCGCUUUAAUAUUACUUUUAACUAACCCUUUCCCAUUAUUCAGUUAUUUAUUUUUGGCGUCAAAUUUCCUUGCGUUUACAUCUGGUCCUUCAUUCCCUACGCUUAGUCUCUUGGCUUCCUCUUCCAACACAUAUGAAUUCUCCUUUUUCUUCUAAUAUAAAGACAACUCAACUUUAUGUAUGCAGGAGCCCAAAGGCCUGGCACACGACAAAUUCCGAAUAUGCCCGACGAAAUAUAGCUAGGAUCUUAUUUUAACCUCCCUAAGUACAAAAAAAUUAACAACGAAUAGUACUCACGUUUACAGGAUUCAUCUCUUUGAUUGCUUCCAUCACUUUCUUUAAUUUUCCUCCGAAUGACUUAUGAAGCGCCUAACUCCAACCAACGGAAAGUUAUAAUGACGGGUUGUAAUUUUCGCGCGUCGUGAUGACGAAACAGACGAGAUAAUAAACCAAUCAACAGAUUAGCAAGUAUACGUAACUUUUACCUCGUUUUCAGGCGCCUUUGCUCUGGUUCAGGAAAGGGCGGGAAACUGCCCGAGUGCGCAAACUGCUGGGGAGAAGGUUAUUGACAGAUUUUAAUAAAUGUUCGCCCAUUGACUACCUCAAAGCGAUUGCAAAAGCAACAGACAAGUCCAAGAAACGAGACUGAGAAAGAUCGGGAGCUUAUCAGGAAAAACAAAGGGGUGCGUCGUUCCGCAGGUAAACCAGUGCAGGGCUGUCGGUUUCUUUGACACCACCACGAUGCGCUGACCACUGACCGCGAGAAUUUAACACAGACUUCUCGCAAAUAAAGGGUUCUGGAUAGAAGAAUGAGAAAGAUCGGGAGCUUUCCAGGAAAUAAUGAAAAGAGCACGUCCUCCCGCAAGAAAACCAAGUCUGCAAGCAAGCUGUUUUGUCGUUGAUGCUUAGUUUGCUUGCGAACAUAUGAAAAUGAGAGAAACAUAUGAGUGCUAAGUUCUGCUUCGUACGUAGCAUGAAACCACUUGGCUAUAAAUUAACAAACAUUCCUCGCCAAAAGUAAGCUUCGCUCAUCGACCUGUAAAUGAUACAAAAGAGAUGAUAUUAAACCUUUGACCACAAGCAGUGACCAUUAAGUAAUUUUUGGCCACAAGUUCAUUACACAGUUUGUCGGACAGGCAAUGAAAAGACAAAAAGUGACUAAACUGGAUUGAAGCUUUUAUAUCACAACACUGAUUGUCGAUAUCAAAAAACAUGGAAAUAUAUAUAGAGCACCAGAUCCAUUUCCAGAUGCAAAGGGGUGAGUACGUAGCUUCAAAAAACUGGAAUGGUUUCUAAAAAGUAUUUCACUUUGAAUAUCAUGGUUCAUUUUACCUAAUCCGUAAAACAUUCAACGAGGUGGCUCUUCUUGUCCACUGACACAAAUUGUCAAUAAACAAUGCAGGUAAACGUAGAGUUUAAAUAUCUCAAUUGGCCGGAGGCAAACCAAUCGGCUAUAGACAAAGUGCAGCCAAGGAGUUGAGCUCGAGCAAUCGAGAACAAAUCCAAUAAAUUGCAGAGCAAAGGACUCUAACCUGGAACCUAGCCCUUUAAUCACUCGGUCACACAAGAUAAACGCUGUUAUUUCUGUGAGUCGUGACGUUUGUUUUCCUAAACCAAUUCACACGCAACACACGCCCAGGCUUCAGGAGUUUUGUGUUUCAUUUCAUGUCAUUUUUCACCUCAAGCGAACACCAGAUAUUUUGUCUUGUACUGUUUUGUUUUUCUUCCCACCUACCCUCCCACCCUCGGUGAUUUUACGUGAUGUCAUAGGGUGGCAGAGAGGUUUACACAUCAUUGGCUGUUGUUUACUUUUCGUUCGUAUUCUUAGUAAACUUCUCUCUGUGCCGAAAAGCGAUUUUUGUUUUAUUUGUGUCAGGGAGCGUAGUUAGGGAUUAAGUUUCUUUUGGGAAAGGCUUUUCAACGACGAUAGGAACAUCCUUUGCAACCGCAUUACUUUGGAAGGAAAGAAAAAUCACAGGGUGCCCACUCUCGUCCUAGGAGCUACUCGUUUUCUCUCAUUUCGCACAUGAGGAAUGCUUGUGGAUUGUGUUACUAAGACUUACCUCAUAAGUUAAGCGUUUAGAGUAACAAUGAAACAUGUAAAAAUACUGAGAAAAAAUGUCAAAAUAAUAAAAGUAAUUACAUAAAGUAUAGCUAAUUAAAUCGUAUAAAAGUGAGAGAAUAAUGUUAUGUGAAGCGCUCGAGAAGUAUCUCAUGCAGUAAUAUUAAGGUAUGUGUAUACGAGGUAUAUUGAGUUUUUGGGAGAUUUCUACUCCAAGCGCAGUCUAUUAAGAAUAUUUUGGUUGCUUUUGGCCUUGCACCAGCGGCAGGCAUUAUAAUUAACAACGUAUGAAUAAAUGGGCUUAGUUUCUAAGGAAACUGUGGUGCUGCGUCGGUGAGGGGUACAACAAGAUAAUUUGGUUUUAUAAUCAAACUGCACAAGGUAGAGUUCAAAUAACGCGAAUAUAUGUAUAUACCACAUGUGUACAGUUAGUUAUUUUGUAAUGUUAAAAAACCUAUUUAACUGGUCGGCAGCACACGCUGCGCUUCUCUAUCCACUUUGCUUUUCCCGCCUUAUUAGAAAUGAGCGGAAAGACUUGACAGAAAAAAAAGCAGUUGGAUCAUAAAUAACUUAUUGGUGUGUAGCAUUGCUUAGUAUUUUCACUCCUUGUUUGUAUAUUGACGAGCCAGUGGGGCAAGGCAAAAUACGGCACAACUCGUAAAAAUACUCAGGUAUGUCACCGCCAUAUAAAAAAAUCCGAGAAAUCCUUUCAGGAAAAGAAACUGGAAACGUAUCUCCUGAACCAGCGCGGUGCCACUUACCCUCCGGGCUCUAAAGUCCUCUAAAGGAUAUGCAAUCAAAAAAUGAGAAUAAGAUAAAUAAUAGUUUAUGUUCACGUUGCUGCAAAAUUUUUGUGAAUAUAUUCCGAGACGAAUUUGUUUCUGAUAUUAGAAAGACUUACCUCUCAUGUUUUAUGUUAAGAGUGCCAAUGAGAGCAUGUAAAAGUGAAAUAAAAAUAAUGUAGACGUUCCUGCAGUUAACUGACGAGGAUUGCUAACUUUUAUUUGAUUCUGGCGUUCUGAUUCGAUAAGCUGGAAACCACUCCGCUUCGCGUCAUGGUUUCCUACGCUUAUCUUGUGUUCUCCCAACCUCCCGCGUGUUUACAUCAGGCUAUGUAAACACGGAAACCAUUUUACAUUUCUUCAUUAUUACAUGGCAAGGUAGUCUAGAGGUAAAUUCGAGAAUUUGAAGCAAAUUGCGGCUUAGCGUCGGUUUCACGGGGAAGAUUGAGUUUGUAGUAAAUUGAAAUGAAACUAUAGUAUAUGUGCUUGAAUUCUGCGUUGGAUUUGUGGCCGCCCGAUCAUUUUGAGCUUGGAUUUUCGCUUCUCGGAACGGACGUUCGGACAUGCAGUGUGUUGCUCUGGGUUUCUACGACGUAGUAAACUUAGAAAUGGAUAACUCGCUAAAACGGGUUCCUUUUUAACUUAGUAAGCGGUCAGAUAAUAAGCGAUACCCUGUGGAAGUAAGGUGAGAAAUUUUAAUUGAAAAUUUGGAUAACAUUCAUUUAUCCCCAUGAGCGGUGAUAAAUAUUGUCAGACAGACGAUUAUAAUUUCGCCACGACUCUUAUUUCGCAAGAUGAUCAUCUCACAGCAGAAGUUUGGGUCGCCUGUGGUAUGAGUUCAGAUAAAUUAAGUUUUUUUCUUUCAAUUAAGGCGAAGAAAUGCGAUAUUUUCGUCCGUUUGAAAGUUAUGCUCUCUUUCUGUUGCAAAAAUUUACCACUAGGUACACAAAGAGUUCCAUCUUAACCCACCCAUGUUACGCAUGUCCGCGUUCUUGAAAAUAAUGUCACGGAUCAAGGGGCUGUGCACAAAGAAUAACAUAAAUCAGAAAUUUUGGGCUCAUUUGAUGAGUGUAAUGGUUUGUUGCCUUCGCAAGAGCCUCGUCGAUUAAGGUUGAGAUUUAUCGGGAUAUGAAAGGUUCGCAUUUUAUUUAUUGUAUCAUUUUUAAGUUGAACGUGUUGUUACCGCUCCACUACUCAUAACGCAAACGCCAAACAACUCAUAUUUCAUCACGUACCAUGAAAACAACGUCCAAAGUUCAUUAGAACAUACCCAAUCCAAGCACUACAUGAACAUCAGGCAAUUUUUCACGUGCUUGAAUUGUAUUCCACAAAUCAAAUUCACAUCUGCGCGCGCCCCUGUAUUACUCUCUGUUUAAGACUCAUUUCCUCGGGAAAGUCCACAACGUAUUACAUCAUCAACAUCUGGUUUUUCCGAGAACGUCACGCAAUGGUAAAGACAUCAUUAUGGUCUUGAAACAAAUAGUUAGUCAUUUGCAUCCAGUCGUGGUCGAGUGAACAUCUUUUGUGGCAAGCUCGAAGCGUUGCUUCUACGUUACCGCGAGCUAAAUUUCAGAGGAAUUUAAUCAAAUACUUCUACGUCGUGAGACCACUAGGAAAAGAGUACCCUCUCGACACCGUUCGUGUUAAGUCACCUUCUGAAGAACUCAUCAAAAUAUCUUCAGUCUUGCAAAAUUUUACAAAUUUAGCAGGUUCUUUAGGACGAAUUCAGCUCUCCGUCGUUGACGAAACGUCGUUUUAAGGUAAGCUCUGAAAUAAUUAAUCAAACCAAGUGUAUUUUUGUCUCACCCACUCGCAGUGUUCCAUCAGUAACAUUGCCAGUUUGUAUUAACAAAGAAAAACUUUUUACAUUAUAAAAUAAAGACAAUCCGGUAUGAGGCGUGGGGUCUUGGUUUCAUAUAGGUCUUUCAGCAAGUGAGCCGGCAACAACGCACUAGACCAUAUGAUCGCAGACAAGAGCAAGUUAUGAAAAUGUUAUCGAUCUAAAGUGCUGUGUCCCUGCUUACUCCAUUUUUUUCAGAAGAAUAUUUAGUGAGAACCGAGAGAACUGAGUGUUACGAGACAAUCUGAAGCCUUUUCCUUUUUAUUUUGAUUAUAAACUACCGUCUACGUGUUACAUCCUGUUCGCAUUAUAGAAAUUGAAAGAAGAAGCAGUUGUCACAAACACACGUUUCGAGGGGAAGAUGUAAAACGCUCCUUGCUUAUUAAAUGAUGCAAAACUUGGCAGAUAUUUCAGUCAGAGAAAAAUUUCAGGCGACAAAUCAAAAUACGAAUUCUUUAACACACAUUUGACUUCUUUUGAAAAAAUGUUAAUUGGUUUAAUGAAGAACACAGCGUAACUGAAUAUUUAUCAGCAUACCUGUAGAAAAUAAAAAUAAGCUGAAAUCCAGCAAAAUAUCGAACAUGGAUACAUUAAUGUUUUGUUCAAUUAUGUUAUUGCUAUGCGUUAUAAUACAAGUCUUAAAAUAAAAUAAAUCAAUUUCAUCCGGAAUACAUCGAUGUUGUGCAGCAUACAUCGCUUUCCUGACUCAUUUAUGCGUGACCUUAUAUAACUAAAAGAUGUUCAAUACAUGCAGAGUGACUAUGCAAUUUCGGUACCUGACACAAUUACUACUCUGACACAUAACCAAGAAUUGUCACUGCAAGAAGCUAGAGAUGCAACCUUCCAAACUGGUGAUCAUGAUGGAAUCAUGAUGGAAUCAUAGCCUACCAAGUGGUAUUGCAGAUUGCUUCUUUUUAGUUAAACUGCUGUUCAUGAUUUACUGUAGUAACUUCAUGUACUUGUAAUGAACUCUUAACACAGUUAGUAUAAAUUGGUUACUGUUAUACAUGUCAGUAUGCCAAGAAUAAAAUUACUAUUGACAAUGUAAAGGGGAAACAGUAACAAUAAUCAGUUAUAAUCUCAAAUCUAACAGCCUAACUAAUACAAAGGGCUGUAAAACUUCGAAUAGCUGGGAAAAAAAUACAUGAUGUUAUAGUGGCAUAAUGUACUACAUGCUUCAUAGUAUUAACACUUUAAACCUGAGAUCUAGCCUUGAUUUGCAAUCACUCAAAACAAUAGCAAACGAGGUAAAGCUGUGGCUACAUUGCAUGCACAAUGGCUAUUGCAGAGAAGUUUAUACCCUUGUAAUUGAGCUCUUGUAAGCUCUUUCUGUUAGUGUCGAGUUUAUCAUGCUGUUAACGAAACAAUUAAUAUGCUGAGUAACUUGAAACUGAAACUUUGAACGUGGAACAUUUCGUGAGUAACCUGAACGGAUUUGAAAAUUUUAUUGUUUUAUAUGAAGGGUCCACUGGCAUAUUUUCCUUGGCCACUGCUUAGGAAAUUAGCAGAGAUUUUGUAUUAAUUUGAGCAGUUUUGAUUUAUAGAUUUCAUUAAGCAUAGUAAUUUUUUAUUUGACUGUUAAAUAUUUUAAAUCAGCGCUCGAUUAAACGCAAUUUUUAAUUAAAAGACGGCGAUUUUUUGAAGGUUUGAAUAAAGACUUAAAAAAAAAGUUCAACUUCUUGAAAACAAAGCGAAUAGUCUCAAAGGUAAUCUAUUGUUUAUGCUAUUGUUUUAUUCUAACAAAGGACUGUAUGCAUAAUGAAGUAUGGGGCUGUGCGGAAACUUUGCCCAGAGAUCACCUCAACUUCAUUUGGGAAGGCUUCUAUUCUAGAGUCAAAGUGACAAGAGUUCUUUCGUUUUCUCGUAAACGGCGACUAAAAAAUUCAGCCGAGUCGUAGGACGCAGUGUUCCUUUGCCCUUCUGCACUUUCAAGUAGCCUGCCCAAAGACGUAAAAAAUCCUUCGAUGUUGGGCAGCCAAAUCCGUGCACCUUCCAUAGUGCUUCUCAAACUUCACUGAUCAUCUGCCCCUAUUUCCGCCAUUUUGAAAGUGUUAGUUUCCGGGGCUUCUUGUUUAAUCUGACUUCCGGUCAUUUCUAUUUCCGCUUCCUCAUCUUUUAGUUUUAUGGAACAUCUCUUAGCUAUAUAAGGUCACGCGCGAAUGAGUCAGGAAAGUGAUGUAUGUUGCACAACAUCGAUGUAUGACAUCCAAAAUCGAUACAUUCCGGAUGGAAUUGAUUUACUUUAUUUUAAGACUUGUAUUAUAACGCAUAACAAUAACGUAAUUGAACAAAAGAACCCCAUAUCGCACAUAUUUUGGAAUAAAUGAUCGUCUUCUUUGCUCUUUUUUUUGUCUUACAUAAAUUGACGAGUGAACCACAUGCUCCUCGUUCUUGUUCACCAUAACUCGAGUGGGAAAUUUUACGAAAAUUUGAAUCGAGAUUCCCUAAUUGCAUUUGUUUGUUCCACAUAAACUCAUGAGUGCACCACGUGCUACCCGUUCGUGUUUUUCCUUGAAGGCAUUUUGGGUGGCGAACAUUUAUCUAUUAGUUUAGUUUGGAAUGACGGAAGGAAAUAGUCCAAUAUGAAAGAAAGAAAACAUUAGAAUUGAUCCGAGUCAUUUCGUUAGUGCCAUACCUCCUGACUGUGGUGUACUCAAAGUUCUACGGAGCAUGCCCGAAGGUGUGGUGCAGGUUUGUGGUUUUCGCCUUGUUGUGACACAUCUCUGGUGAAAAUCUUUGAAGGAUCUUUAACGAUCCUACAAGAUCUUUAUGAGAACCUUUAAAGAUCUUCAAAAUUCUUGUUAAUAUCUUCAAGGGUCUUUCAUUUUCUUGCCAGAAUCUUCAAAGUUCUUGUCAAAAUCUUCAAGGAUCUUUUAUUUUCUUGCCAAGAUCUUUAAGGAUCUUUCAUUUUCCUGUCAAGACCUUCGAAGAUCUUGUCCAGAUAUCUAAAGAUCUUGACAAGAACUUUAAAGAUCCUUAAAUAUCUUUAAAAAUUUUUUGAGGAUCUUCCAAAUUCUUGUUAAGAUCUUUGAAGAUCUCUCAUUUUCUUGCCAAGAUCUCCAAGGAUCUUUUACUUUCCUGCCAAGAUCCUGAACGAUCUUGGCAGGAAAAUUUUGAAGAUCCGUAAAAAUGAAAGAUCCUUGAAGAUUUUGAACAUUUAUUUUUUAUCCCACACAUUUCUUUAUAACUGUUUCUUGGCCAAGGCUUGGAGAGGUCGAGUAUGAUCGAUAUCUCGGAUUUCUGGUAAUGGAAAACUACCUUGUUGUCUUAAAUAGAGUGAAUUAAUACUUAGAAACGAAAUUACCAUCAGAAAAGCAAGAAGAAGGAGGCAGUAGGGGAGGGGGUGUGCAGAUUUUUGGGAUAUGUAUAUUUCUUUUUCUUUUGCUUCCCUGACCUAGUCUACUGAUUACAAAUUUUAUUUCGCCAAUUAAAUUCCAUUUUGCCAAAUAAGACUUCGCUCCAUCACGUGUCAUUUACUUGUAAACAACCUGCAUUUAAUCACGUAUUCUUACCUCAAUAUCCAACCCCACUGGAAAAAAUUCCCACUAAAUGCUACUGAUAGUGAACUGUUAACGCAAUUCAUCCGCGUUCUGACUUUUUCUACGAAUAAACUCGGCUUUUAACUACCUUGAACUUAAUCCAAUCGCGUGUUUAUUCCAUGUAAACAACCUGCAUUUUAUCAGGUAUUUCACACACAGUGGGCAAAGUCUUGAUAGGCAGCAACCAAUCAAGGAGCCCUCUCUCAAAUAUUAUCCUUUUCUCUUGUGAAAUGUAUCUUCAUUUGGUCGAGAUUGUAGUAUAUCUUUGGUUAGAGUCUACUGGAGAUACAACAGAGUUUCAGUUUGCUUUUUGUAGUAAAAUUACAUAGAAUUAUAUUUUUCAGGCAUCUAACUGUAGACGAAUAAUUUUGAUUUUCUCUCUGUUAGAGAAACAAGUGCUGCGAAGGAGAAAACAGUAAGCGUGGCACCAAUCCAUUUUAUUUUUGCUUAGAAGUAUUUAGACAAUAGAGAAAAUAGACCACAAGAUACCUGUGUGAGUUCAGCUAAAUUACCUUUUUUCUCUCUCUCUCUAAAGGUGAAGUAAUGCAAUAUUUUCGAUCUUUUAUAAAGUUAUGCUCUUUUUCUGUUACAAAAAUGAAAACAUUAUGUACACAAAGUGUCCCAUCUCAUCCCACCCGGUCAAAAAAAAUAACUCUUGCAUGCUACGCAUGCCUAUGUUUUUACUUGGAAGUCAGAAAAUUCACAAUACACUAGAUUAGUGUGAGUGACAUUGGUGCAUGACCAUUACCUUGCUUUCUUGAGCUGUACUGGGAAAUAUUGGCACUGUGACAUUUCUAUACUGCCGUAACCAUGGGCCAAUAUUCCCUAGUAAAGACUCGAGCUCGAAUGGUCUAUAAGAAGUUAGUACUGGCUUUGGAAAAAAUGAUCUACACUGUACUUGCAUCUCAGGCUAUUUUGAAUUCCAGAACAAUUGAUUUCCUUGUUCCUCUACAUUUCUUGAAUAUUUUUGUACGUGAAGACAGCCAGCAAGGAUUUUAUGAUAUUUGAAAAAACAACCAGUCUAGAUUAUCAGGAUAAUUAAAGUUAGCAUCAAAGACAAAUCAAUUCUGUGCACAAAACAAUGUAAACAUGAAAUAAUUGCACAAACAAUUAGUUUAACAUACAUAUACUGGUAAACCACAAACAUCAGCACCUGUACCAAAUUGAAAUCCAUAUCAACAUACAUCAGCAAGCAUUGGUGAAAAUAUUUCAUUGUUUUUCCUGUCAUAAGUGUCCAGUUGAGCUAACUGCCAGCUGCACAAAUAUGGAUGUCGGUUCAACUGGAGGAAAUUGCAUAAAAAAACUUACAUAUUUUGUAAGUUUUGACCAGUAAUCCCUAUUUAAAAAUCAGAUAAGAGAAUUUUACUUUGGUUUUGUAAAAGUUGUUUCUUAUGAGAAAGGAUUCAGCAUAAACUCUCUCCUCUUGUGGAGACAUGGUGGCCUUAUGAUUAGUGAGGUGGAGUCAGGGUCAAGAGAUCUGCGUUUGUAACCUGGCCAAGUCAUGUGUUUUGUUUUUGUGCAAAAUAAUUUACUCUCACAGUACCCCUCUCCACCCAGGAGUAUAAAUGGGUACCAGAAAUUAGUCAGGGGAACCUGAUGAAAUGGCAGGAGGGAAGAAGGAGGGGGGGGGGGGUAACCAUGGGGUGUACCGGCAUCAUGUCCAGGGAGGAGUAGUAAUACCUAGUCACUUCAUGUGAGGAAUCCAGGAUUAUAAGCUCAGGGCCUGGAUGGGCCACUCUUAAAUACAGACUUUACUUAACUAUCCACAGCCUCUGGUUUAAAUAACUUCAAUUGCUGCUGUUACAAAUUAUAUGAACUUGCAACAUAAAAAUGAUGAUUUUUGCCCAAUUUAUCUCAGUCAAUUAGGAUUGUCUUUUGUAAAUCUUGAAAUUUUCAAAAAUCCAGGCAGAGGCGGAGUUUCAAAAAAAUUUUCAAAAAUCCAGACAAAGGCGGAGUUUUCUAUACUAAUGUCUGAGCACUUUGUAGGCUUCCUGCCAUAUGGCGGGACGCGUAAUUAAGCACACAGUGGAAGGGCUCUUCCGUAAUAGCUACAAGACGCUACAAUUUCAAGUGUGCUGCACGUAUCAGCACCCCCCGGGGAACCCCUUUAUAUAAGAGUGCGAGGAUGCGCGCCGGGAAUUUCGAAAACGACCCCUAUAAAAUUAUAAAAGGUACCUGAGUCUUAUCCGUGUGGGAGUGGCAACAACUGAUAUCUACCUCUUUAAAGUACCAAUUUAAACACAAAAAAUUGAAAAAUCCCCAAAAUAAAAACGUCUUUAUCGAUGUGCUCUAGAGGCUCAAAUCAGAUCAUUAAAAUCGUCCUGGUGCUUAUCAAAUGCUUAUUUCAAGUAUUUUAUUGAGCGAAAAACACCCUAAAAGGUACCAGCUAGGUCUCUGGCAGUCCACUAAAGUUUGAGACACCGUAAAAGGUACCAGAUCACUGAUUUUGACCCCUGAAAGGUACGACAAGUAUCCUCACCCAUUUCCGAUUGCCUCCUCCCUCACCUCCCCCACCAACCCUGUCAGCACCUAAAAACAAAAGAUGUGAUUUGCCAACCACGAGCUGUCAGUCUCACCUCGUAAAAUUCACGUAAACUGGUUAUUUACUUAUAAAAACUUUAGGCACUUAUCUGUCAGAUUUUUAUGUGGACAAAAUCUGUCCUGCUUCGAGGCAGGACGGCUGUACUUUUUUUUGUUUUGUUGGUCUUGACAUAAUUUGGUAGGGAUUAAAAUAACUGUACGUCUGCAUUUGUUAAACAGACUAUUCAAGUGCAUCCAGAACUCGAUGUGUGCACUUCUAGUGCAUUAAGUAUUCUUUUGAAACAUAGCCAAAGAUCUUGCGAUGUCUACUGUUCAAGCCUUUUUCUCUUUUCAAAGAGGCAUCAGAAUUAUUUUCAUGUCAAAUAUGCAGUAAAUUGCUUGCGUGUCAUCCUUUGUUUUCAAGGUGUCCGAUCAGGUAUGACUGAGAAUGGCACCUCGCUUUGAUACGAAUCCUUUUGUUGUUGCUUCUAACUUCCUGAAAUUAUCACUUGAAAUUUGCUCGGUAAUGUAAAAAAAAAACGACAACAACGCGAGUAAUACAUAUAUAUCCAAAUUCUUUCAUCACAUGAAAAGUUAUGAGUGUCGUACCGCGUUUACUUUACACAGGUACAAAAGGUUGUCCAGAAUAAGUGUUUCGUUCUGGAAUGAAAACCUCAAUAAACUCUUUCAGAAAUGACUCGUUUCGAAUAAUUUUACUCUGGUAUCAUGUGGCAAUCGAGAUAAAUUCAUUCUUGAACAAAACUCCUUCCGAUAUCAUGUAAAAGGCCCCUAAGAGUUUUUAUUCCCAGAGCAUCAUGCUUUGCUUUCCUGCCAGAACACUAUAAAUUUCAAUAGCGUUGAAGCAACAACCCGCUUUGAACUGCUACGCUGCCACUAAAACAACAACAAUUAGUGACCACAAAAGUAACAUAUUGUAAUAUUGUCAAUUCAACAUAAACAAAAAUCUUUAUACAGGGUAAAUAUGCAUUUGCGUUGGUAUCAAUUAUUGCGUGACUAGCUUCUGAUAUAACUGGGAUAGGGGAAAACACAACGUAAAACCUGGGCUCCCGGCAAGAAGUGGUAAGAGUGUUAUGUUAGAUUUUUUUACAAAUUGUAGUGAUUUAUGCCUCGAUAUGCCAAUAAAAGGUGGCGACAAGUAGGCACACCAUGUAUAUUUCAAAGUCGCUAGCAAGUAAAUUUUGCCGAACUUUGAGUUCGUCUCAGAUAGAACAACACAAUAACACAAGAAAAUUUUUACAGUAACCUUAUAACCAUCCUUUUGUCUUAUAAAAGCUAGAAGUUCAGUAGAUUCUGUCUUAUUGGUCAUUGUUAAAACUGUCUUUGUUUUGAUGCUACUUUUCGACAUAGAAAAAAUAUGUCGGACAAAAAUAUUCACCAAAACAUAAAUGUUGUUUUACCAGCCUCAAUAAUGUCAGGGGAUUAAGUUUAGAUGAUAAAACAAAGGAUUGUGCCAACAGAAAUGCCGGAGGUCAAGUAAAUUCGUUACAUGAGGUCACACAACUCGGGUAAUAUUCAGAGUGAAAAUUUGCAUAUUUGAGCGGUCGAACGAAAAAAAUCAUUUCUCAAAAACUAAAAUGUAUUUUCAAAAAAAAAAUACACCACAAUUAUUAGAACAUAUUGGGAUACAAAAUAUGAAAGUAGGAGAGAAAACGAAUUUGGGCGACUUGCCGCUGUUUGUCUGAUGCAUGUUGACAUUAGCUCUUAACUGGCUUCUGGUUUUGUGUCUAUGUAUCCCUCCCAUUCUCAGGAGGCAAAAAAUAUUUAUUUUGCAACUGGGUAAUAUGUUGAACUGAUGUUUACAACCAUUUUUAAUCACCUUUUUUUCAGGCCAGGCUGACUUAAAAGAACAACUUUUUAAGAAGCAUCAGUCUUCUUACAGUUGCUAUGGCUACAGGAAGAAGUUCAAUUAAAGUUCCAUGUGAAAAUGAAGACUUACCUGACAAAGAAAAUGCACCAGAUUUUGAUGAGGACACUUUACGAGGUGAGCUAGGUUCAACUUCGGCUUCAGUUAUUGUUAGAACAAUUUCUAUUCGAUCAGUUUCAAGAAUGCAAGAAUAUGUGGAAAAGGAUAUAUACAGUGUAUGACCACUUUAAAGGAUACUUGACCAGUCAUGACUCUCUUCUAUGAUUACAAUAUGCUGUUCAUUGAGAAGAUCUAUGACACAGAAACUUUUGCUAUUUUCUUUACUAACAGUUCAAAACACUAACACAAAGUUAUAAUAAGUUAAGACUUUAUUUGAUCAUCAUGUAACAUCCAUCGUAAGUUUGCAUCAUAGGUACCAUCAUCAUCAUCAACUAGUUGAAAGUCAAAUUGCUAAUUAUUUCGCCUUUUACAUAAAAUUGUGUGGGGCAUUUGAAAAUUUUAUUAAUUUUGCCCAGGGAAUAGGAAUUUUAGGAAACCUAUCUCCAAAAAUUUAAAUGCCCAGGGGUUUGCCUCAAGUUGAGUGAUGCUUAAUUCUCAUCAUUAUUCUUACCCAUGUUGUCACCUACAUCAUUGGCAUCAUCAUAACUAUUGAAAAUCUGCAGAUUUUAAAUCUCCAGAUCUUGGCAGCUCUGAUUAUACACGAAUAAUUAUUAACUACGACCACAGACUUUGACACAAAUUAUUUUAUUUUUUCUUUUAUUUUUUUCUGAAUUAUUUUAUUUUUUCUUUGCAGCCACAGCUGAUGUUUAUAGGAAUGAGGGUAAUGAGGCCUUCAAGAAAGGAGAUUUCAUCAAUGCUAUUCAUUUUUACACCAAAGGAAUUAAAAUGAACUGCAAUGACAAAGAACUGAAGGCCAAACUGUACAACAACAGGGCAAUUGCACAUUUUAAACUUGGUAAGAUGAUGAGAGCUUUAAUAUGCAUUUUUUUUUCUAUUUUGAAGCUAUUGAGUUGUCAGUAGUAGUUUUCUGAAAAAGGUGAUGAUUUUGAAUGCAUGUCCGGAAAAAUUUACAUCUUAUCUUGGCCUCUCAAAUAUACAAAGAAGUAACCUCUUACCCCAGAUAUCAAUGAGCAUCACAAGUUUUUCCCAAAAUUAUAGUAAUGGUAGUUGGUUUGCAACAUGUAUGGCUAAUCAGAGAUAUUUAUUUCAAUAAUAGGAAAUCACCAGGAUUCACUAAGGGAUGCAGAAGCAGCCAUUGAGUUAAAUCCAACUUUCCUUAAAGCAAUUGUGAGAGGUUAGAUAUGUUAGCUGUACUAUAAUAAUGAUAAUAAAAAAAGAACUCAACACUCUAAGGUUAAAUGAGGUUAAAUGGAGUUCAAUCUUGUCUCAAUUGACUUUAAUUAAGAGGUUGAGACCACCCUGAUGUACAUUUGAAUCCAGUUCUUGACUGCUACGCCAAUACUUUCCAUUAAUCAUGAUGAGAAUAUUAUUUUGAACGGGCUGAAGAACUCAAUGCGGAAUGUAAAGCAAAAUUUCAGCAUGAAUAUUUUAGUUCCUUAAGUUCAAUGAGUCACAGGUGUCAGAUAUGUUAAGAGCGUGUCCACAAGAGCACCGGGCAGUCGUGCUACAUGCCAUCUCACCGAUUUCAAUGAAACUUUGCCAGUUUAAAGGGUCUACCCAAAACUCAAAAAGACAAACUGGUUUCUGUUUUGGUUUUUUUUCCGGGGGGAGAUAGACCACCCCCCCGGUUUUUCUAGGUUUUCACCAAGGAAAUCGCUUCAAAUAGGUAAAAUGUAUAAAGCGCUCACUGUGAUGGUAUUUAACUGAUUACUUUGAGGAUUUGCACACAUAUUUUUACAUCCUUAGUUAAUGUCUGCUGCGAGUAUCCGUCAGUUUGAUUGACGGCUUGUCAAUCAACAGAGGCAAAUAUACGACUGUGUUUUUAGACUUUUCGAUUCAUCCAAAUAUUUGACAACUUUGAGGUCAAAUAUCUCCCGUUGCCAGAAAGCUACAACACUAAUCUUAAUUACCCUUUAUAACCCAUCAUUUCAUCUCUGAAAAUCAUCAAAAAAAUCUUUGGGCACUACCGUAUUUUUGUCUUGGAUACCUUUUAAAAUCUGCGACUGUGACAAGUUUCUCUCAACUACACCUGUCACGCACUUCUUGCUCUAGGCGGUCACGACAAAAUAAACCCAAAUUUUUUAGCUCUUUAUACAAGAUGAUUGAUCAAGAAAGGUGAAAAAUGUGAAAAACUUUCGAGAAAAACUUUCGAGAUACAUGUAGACAGACGGAAAAUCAAUGGGAAAAUUUUGUACGGCACAAAACAUUCAUUAGUCUAUAAUUUGAUUGUUUAUCAUCAUCAUUGCUCAUUUUAGGAGAUUUUAAAGUCACAUGCUGCGUGUUGGCUGAUAUUACUACAUGUUCUAGUGUGCUACAACUUCGGCUUUCACCGACGAGAAAUUCUGCGCUCUCGCUUGAGAGCAAAUAUAAUUUUUCUAUCGGACUAAAAACUGUGCUUCUAUCCCGAAAAUAAAAUUAAAAUAGUGUUGUCGUUGUCACUUACCGCCAUCGAACAUUUACAUGCAGAACUCCGCUAAGCUAACAUGUGUUGUGUGACCCGAAGACUCUUAGUAGGAAUUAUUCAAGCUGUCUGCUAGAUAACAAUUUCAGAAUAAUCUGCAGAUCUCUAUGAUUAUUUACCUGCUUCGAUCGUAAAAUAUCUGCAUAUUUUUUUCAAGCAUUCUAUUACUACCUAUAAAUCUACAUCUCUCUAGAUCGAGUGUUGCCGGCGUUUAAUUGAGUGACUUUUUUAAAUGAAAUUUUUAAAUAAGAAUGAGCCAGCAGUAAUUUGACGAGUAGCCUUCCUGCAAAUUUCCCUUGAUGAAAUCCCAAGACAUAGUCAGUUGUUUUCGUUAGAAAAGACAAUAAAUAUGAAAGAAAAGUGAGAUGCAAAUGUCCUUUUUUUUUUUUUAGCUUAAUAGCAGCUGUACCCUCUCCUGCAGUCUUCGUCUAAAUUUUGCAAGGUCCCUCCUUAUCUUCUGCCUUGUUCGGUCACUUUCGAAUUCUGUAACUAGAUCAUUGGCAUCGGCCUCUCCGUCCUCAUUCAUAUUUACAGAGGGGGACCUCAUCAAUAAGUCAAUUUUUGUUACGGCAGAUAACCGGCUAAAGUAUCGAGCGAUUUGCUGCUGUAUCAACCGGUCAGUCUUAGUCAACAUUUCUGGCUGGUGUCGUCUCUUAAACUCGAUAUUUGGGAAGUCACAUUAGAGGCGGUUGCCUUACUAGUUUCCUCCCUUGUCCAGCACACGUCUAGGAGAUAAUUCUCUGCUUUCUGAGAAAAGGUGGCUGUUUUUUGUGUUUUCCAAAGAGCCCAUCCAAAGUCCAAUUGGCUAGUUAGGGAUUGUUCGUCAGAAUUUUACCUGAGGUCCGACCUUGAACGUAGCCAUCCCCUAUAGAAUGGCAAGCCGGUCUUAGUCCAUUUCCUGGUGACUAUCCUAGGCGGAAUUUUUUUGUCGGCCUCACUGUGUUUGUCUUUGUCAGGGUGCAUUUGGAUGACAGCCGGUGACUGAAACGACUUGAUACAUCCUUCUUUUAGCAAGAAUAUCUCGCUUUCUUGUUCCGUCUAUGACGGAUUGGGUAUAGUUCUCGCGAUGACCCGCGUUCAGAAAUCUGUGCACGUUGCUGAUAACCACCCGCUUCUACGAUUAAUUUGCUGAAGGUUUCUAAUGUGACGAGCCUAGUGAGACCCUGAGGUGCUUCAAACUGUGCCAGUUGGUCUGCGCCAUAAACUUGUCGCAGUUCUUAAGUCAGUGGGAGGAUCGCCCACCUCUAUCUAUGUGAGCUCCUCUACAGUACCUGCUUAUCCCUAGCAAUCAUAUGAUAUAAAGUUCAUCUCAGUCACAAAUCACCAGUUAGGAAAACUGAUGUUCAGAUAAGCGCUCUUCUUGCCCUUCUUCCUUAUUCAUUACCGACUCUAAGAUAGCAGCUACAGUACGCGUUCUAUUUAGGUUUACAGUCACCUUGCCGCCACCAGGAAGACUCGCCACCAGCUUUGAUUUCUUCUGCCAUCUGCAGAUUCAUCUCUCUCUCACUUUAUGUCUCUGAUUUUUAUGAGGAGGAUACUGGCAUUUACGAACCCGAAGGUCUAAAUCUCACACCAAGUUGUGCACGAUAUUUGAGGUACAUCGUGAAAUCGCGGCCUUCGUAAUCUCCAAAUAAGCCAAUACGCGCUAGAAUAAGCUCCAUCUCGGACGAAACGCAUGUUUGGGAUACAUCGACGUCUCUCAAAUGUUUUUUUUAAGCUGUAUACCCACGAAUUUAGAGGUGUGAGCUGUAUCCGUCCCUGGCCAGCGCGAGAAAAAUAACAUUUGGUUCUACAGUUAGUUGCAAAUGAACAAGACAACUGCACCAUCUUGACUUUAUCAAUUCGAGUGUUAAAUUGAAGUAAGGGCUUUUUAGACACUCGAUUCCUUAUAUGACAUCACUAUGAAGACGUAAUACAACUGAUACACCUACACUACAUAGCAUUAACAAUGUCUGUUGCGCUGUUACGAGAAGGAGGAAAAUAUUACCGGAAGUGUAAACUCUUUUUAAAAAGAGUUUCAGAGACGUUUCAGAGAUGUCUAUCUUUGAUCGGCUGUCACAAAAAAAUGACCCCCACUUAAAUUUACUAGGAAAAAUGAACUUACCAACUCUUCAUAAAUUGGCUAAUGAAUAAAGAGUUUUGAAAUACCGUUCGGGAUUUGCCUUUUUUUUAUGCGUGCAAAUCAAGGGUAGACAAAGUUUUUAAAACAUUUGACUAGAAUUACAUGGAGUUGACCUCGAUAGUUUUCGUCAGCCAGAGUCAAGACGCGCCAAGCUAAGCGACAUCGCCCUCUAGUAAAAUAAUUUUCCAAAGAACAAACGUGGCGAGCGUGAGGAAACGCACAUUUUUCUCAUCAUUGUGAUCAAAGCCCAAUAAUGUACCUAAAUUGGUACUUACGGUAUCAAACCAUUGAUUAUGACAGGUUGAGCUUAGUUUUUCUGUCGAGGUCGACGUGACUUCGCAUUAAAAGCAUUUUUGACGGAACAAACUAGUGAGCAUCAGUGCACGAACUAAGAAAGUAAAAACUUGUAUUUAUCUCCCACGCGUUUCGUCUGACAAUAGUAGACUUCAUUAAGGAUUUUUUCAAGUAGGCUAAAUAAGCUUGUUCAUAUACAAAUAGUAAAUAAGUUGUCUCUUUGCUAUUGAAGCCAGUGGAUAGAAUUCGCCAGGUGCGCCUACGGUGUUAUACAUGAGUGACAUUUUCCGGACGUUACAUGUACGAGUACGUGAUCCGUUUGAGGGUCACAGAUUUAGUGUAAAUAUUUCACUCCUCCACAUCACCCAAUGUCUCUAGUUUACAGAGGUCUUAGAACGUUUCAUUGUAUGGAGUUGCCUUCUGCGGAUAGAAGGCUACAAGCGAAUUUCUCAGGCGUAAUUGCCUUUGAUUUCUCAAUUGAUGUUGUCGCAAACACAGUUUUUGGGAGUCACGAGACAAAAACUUAUCAGGACCUAGUUUCAUUUGCUAAUGGAAAUAAAUAGCAAAUAAAAACACAUUUUCUUGUGAAAUAAAGUCACAAAUGACGGGGGUUCUCCGAAACAAAUAGUGAUAGAAAAGGAUUUCAGUUCUGGUCGAUAUUGACUUUUCAUGGCCUACUUCCAAAUCUGAGGGAACGCGCUGAGGGAAUAAAAAAACAUAAAUGUGUGAUAAUGCAAGCAAGAGAAUGAAAAUCCAAAUGAAGAAAAAGGAGAAAACAUAGGAAGCCGUGUUGCAGCGUGCAGAUAUCUUUUGAGCCAGACCUACACACCUAAGCCCGACACCACCCAGAGAAACUCGAAAGAGUCCUGUAUAUGAACUAGCUCGCACGUGCACGCAGGAAAGGCCAUGACAAUCAGCGAAAAUAAUAGCAAAUGCAAAUGAUAUUUGAAGUCAAAAAUCAGGAAAAUAAGAUAACAGAAGGAUUAAGAACUUUCUCGAAGUGUCUUCUUGAAAAAAAAAGAUGAACAAUUUUUACUUCUCAUGAAAAGUCACGCAGUAACCCUACAAAUACUAUUUCUUUAAGUUGAAUUUCUUGAUGGUGGAAAGUGGAAAAAACAUUUUCCAGUCUUAUUUUCUGGAAACAUGGCGCAGUUAAUAAAUUUAUGGAGUUAUUGAUAUUUCCUAUCAAAUAAGGGGGGCAGAGUUUCCUGUCAUGCGCGGUAUGGAAAAGCCGAAGUUGUUACACUCGGGAACUUGUACGUCAACAAGCAGGCGACAUGUGACUUUAAAAUCUCCUCUCCUGUUACAGUUUCCUUAUUGUAAACUGUGUGAUGAUAAUAAUAGACGAUCAAAGUAUAGGCUAAUGAAUGUUUUGUUCUGUACAAGAGCCCUAUGUCCUGAUUUUAGCAAAUCUUCAAAGUAAUAAACGACUGAAGAAAGAAACGCUACGAUUUUCCCAUUGAUUUUUCGUCUACAUGCAUCUCUCUAAACGUGAAAUUUUCCAUUCCUACAAAAAAUCCCGAAAGUUUUCCACUUUUUUACCUUUCUUGAUCAAUCAUCUUGUAUAAAGAGCUAAAAAAUGUAGGUUUAUUUUGUCAAGUGACCGCCUAGAGCAAGAAUUGCGUGACAGGUGUAGUUGAGAGAAACUUGUCACAAUCGCAGAUUUUAAAAGACAUCCAAGACAAUACGGUAAUGCCCAAAGAUUUUUUUGAUGAUUUUCGGAGAUGAAAUGAUGGGUUAUAAAGUGCAAUUAAGAUUAGUCUUGUAGCUUUCUGGCAACGGGAGAUAUUUGACCUCAAAGUUGUCAAAUAUUUGGAUGAAUCGAAAAGUCUGAAAACACAGUCGUAUAUUUGCCUCUGUUGAUUGACAAGCCGUAGAUCAAACUGACUGAUACUCGCGGCGCCUAUUAACUGAGGAUGUAAAAAUAUGUGUGCAAACCCUCAGAGUAAUCAGUUAAAUACCAUCGCAGUGAGAGCUUCAUACAUUUUACCUAUUUCAAGCGAUUUCCUUGGUGAAAACCAAGAAAAACCGGGGGGGGGGGUGGUCUAUCUCCCUCCGGAAAAACUUACACAGAAACCAGUCUGUUUUUUCUAGUUUUGGGGUAGACCCUUUAAACUGGCAAAGUUUCACUGAAAUCAGUGGGAUGGCACGUAGCACGACUGCUGGUGUUCUCGUGGACACGCUCUUAAGUCACUAUCUGGCUGUUUUAAAAAGAAGCAUCAGGACUUAACUAACUCUUAGUGUUUUUGUUGGAGUUGUUGAUCCCAAUUUAAGUGUUCUUGGAAGUGUUAGUUGUCUGUAAAGCUAAAUAAAUCUAACUGAAACCUAAUAGGGCCUGAAGAAUUUAGAUAUAUGAAAAUUCACAUAUUUGCACUGCGGUGGAGAGAUGAAAUUAGAAGAUCCUCGCAGCUAAGAACACUACUGAAACUAGUAGUUGUAAAUAGGACCUGAAAAAUUCAGGCCCGCACGGGAUUUGAACCCAUGACCUCUGCGAUACCGGUGCAGCGCUCUACCAAUUGAGCUAACAAGCCAACUUGGAGCUGGUCAAUGAAUUGGGUACAAAUAAACAUCCAAGUGAAUGAAGAAUUUAGAUAUAUGAAAAUUCACAUAAUAGGGCCUGUUUAUUCUUUUCCGUUUAGUUUUUUUGUUUUGUUUUGUCUUUUUUUUUCUUCUGGUCUGUAAUGAUUUCAAUGGUUUCAGGUUCUUUUCUCAGAAUUGAGCUACAGUAAUAGUAUGCUUCUUUGUGUUGUUGCCUACAGGAGCCACUGCUUGUGUGGAAUUGAAGAGAUUUGAAGAAGCAAUCACUUGGUGUGAUAAGGGACUAGCUGUAUCCUUUGAAGGAAUCUUUCAUUUUUAA
Molecule: messenger RNA, 28781 nt
Organism: Pocillopora meandrina
Lineage: Eukaryota; Metazoa; Cnidaria; Anthozoa; Scleractinia; Pocilloporidae
Source: the annotation of a GenBank genome assembly